UGCAGGUGCACAUUUCGGCCGCGGGGCGUCGUUGAGUCAGCGGAAGUCAAAACAACGGCGAGGAGGAAAGAACGGGAAGUCAGGAAGCCGCCUGUCUGCCAGUGACAGCCCGUAUCAAAGAAAAACACUGCAGAACGUGAACGCUUCUUCCUUUUUUCUUUUUUUUGGUUUAAGAUAAAUCACCCGAGGCGUCGCCGACAUGUCGAAGAACACCGUGUCCGCCCGCUUCAGGCGAGUGGACGUGGACGAGUACGACGAGAACAAAUUUGUGGACGAGGAGGACGGAGGAGAAAAUCAGCUGGGUCCUGACGAGGCAGAGGUGGAUUCACUCAUCAGACAAGGAAAUCUCAUGGAGGCUUUACAUGCAGUACUGAAGAACCCACCAAUCAACACAAAGAACCAGAACGUCAAGGACCGUGCGGAGGGUCUGGUGCUGAAGGUGCUCAGUGCCUUCAAGAGCAGUGACAUCGAGAAAGGCGUGCAGUCGCUCGACAAGAACGGCGUGGACCUGCUGAUGAAAUACAUCUACAAAGGCUUCGAGAGGCCGUCAGAAAACAGCAGUGCGGUCCUGUUGCAGUGGCACGAAAAGGCUCUGGCAGCUGGAGGAGUGGGAAGCAUCGUCAGGGUGCUAACAGCGAGGAAGACGGUGUAAAAGAGGAGCGGCCCUCUCCACAUUACUGACAGAUUUAAAGGGGGGGUGGGGGGUUGCACUGUGUUAUGCUGUUUAUGUAACAGAUGGCAUAAGGACUAACAGGAAAAACAGAUUUUUUAACCCAAUGAGAUGUGUUCAAGGCAAGACUUUAAAAAAAGAGAGAGAAAAACAUACAAUCUGGGUCAUAUUAAGUUAAAAAUGGAUUUUCCUGUUGAGUCCUGUGCAUGAUCAUAGCUUAAAUCGUACUUCUCACAGGGUGCUACAGAUAAUUUUGUACCCCAUGUGUCUGUACUGAUUCCCUGAUCUGUUAACCCUUCUGUCCAUGUCAUUCAUGUACAGUAAUGUGCUCAGUGUAGACACCGGUGGUUCCCAACCAGCCACAUUUUCUGCUAUGUAAAAUUGUUUAUAGUCUAAUCACAUAAAAUAGGACUACUGGUCAAAACCAGUAGAAAUGAGUACACCCCCCCACCCCACCCCCAUGCAAUUUGUCAGAAAGGUUGGGUACCACUGCUGCACACUGUACUCACACAUUCAUAGGAACACACAUAUUUUUUAUUUUUGCAUCCUGCACUGAAGGUUUCAGCUUUGUUUCUCUCAGGAAACUCUGAGCGUUUGGUUUCCCUCCUCCUCCUGUCUUACAUCAUCAUUAGAUACUUCCUGAUGGAAUGAAAGCCCGGCUCUCUGCCCCUCUCUGUAACACUUAAGCAGUGAGAUUUGCUUGAAAAGCACAGUCACAGAUGGAGGGUGCUGGAUUUGCUCACAAGGGGUGGGGUAAUGUCACCAUUUACCCCUGAGGGAAUGGUGGUGGAGGAAGAGGGGUCAUUUAUCCUUUCAUGCUGCUCCAGUUAAGGAUUAUUAUCCACGAUGCAUCUCCACCAUCACUCUUUAUUAAUCCCACUUUGUUUCCUCACAUCCUGCAUAUGUGCGACUCCCUGAUGCUCCCUCUGCUACUGAACAGGGCAUUACGUGGCUCUGCUGAUACUGUUUAUAGGAGCUGCGUGCUCUCUGACAAACACACCACCUAGAGAAUAUGCGCUCCCUUUUUUUUUUUUUUUUUUUUUAAAUAACUUUUUCAGUAUUUAACAAAAGGAUUAAACAUUAUGCUCUUUGUUUUGUUAUUGUUUUGAGUAACGGUGAUUUUUUUUUUGCCUCGUGGCCAAAACUCCACUCAGUCCAAUUUAGAAACACUGCCCGCAGGUCUGACGUGCUCAAUGACCUAAGAGGAUAAAUGUUUUCUUAGUGAACUGAGAGGGAUGAUAAUUUUAAAAAAAUUGCUUGCAUGAUCCCAUUUUUGAGAUUUUCAGUAUUCACUCGAGCAUUUCAUACCUGUCAUUUGUUUUUUUAUUGUUCUAACUUUUCUAUCAGUCCUGAGUUAAAUAAUUUUUUUUUUUUAGAAAACACAUCUUUCGUACAGGGUGCAUCUCAUAGUAAAAGAAAGAAAGAUCAGUUCUCACACAUUUUAUAUAACAGCUGGAAAUGUGAAAUUUUUCAUCCACCUUAUCAGGUAGAUGAUGUGUUGCCAAAUGUUUUCUCUUGCUUUCAUGGAAUAAUGUAGCUUACAUUUGUGAUAUAGUUGAGUUUGUGUGUUAGAGAACAAGUGGUGGAUUUUUUUUUUCUUAACCAUACAGUAUAGAUGAUCAUGAAAGAAACAUGUGUUGCAGUGAAAUUGUGCAGACUUGGUGAUGAAAUGGAUUCAGUUCCAGCUUUCAGUUCCUUUCUGCUCAUUUCCAAACACACAGUAAAGGUUAUUUAAAGAUUGUUUUUUUUUUUUCUUUUCUCAAUAGGUGUUGCUUUUUACAAAACACAAGUCACAACAGUUGUUUUAUUUGGACAUGGGUUGUCAUGUUUGAAUACUGUCGUCAGUGAUGAUGCAUCCAGACAUUGGAUACCUUCUCUAAUGCAGUAAUGACUAGAUUCACGUGGAAACAAAAAGGAAAAAAACAAAAACGGUUCGACUUCAUGUAUUUCUAGUCAGCGAUGCUCUUCUGGGUGAGAUGGUGGUGGAGCAUACCAAACUGAUGUACAAACUGCCUUACACAAAUGUUCCUUUUUUAUGUUUGUGCUUUUUUGACAAAAAUAAAUAAAAGGUAUGAAUGCUG
Messenger RNA from Archocentrus centrarchus (flier cichlid), 2751 nucleotides. RefSeq names its product actin related protein 2/3 complex, subunit 5B (gene arpc5b). Gene Ontology annotation, biological process: regulation of actin filament polymerization; Arp2/3 complex-mediated actin nucleation. Gene Ontology annotation, cellular component: Arp2/3 protein complex; actin cytoskeleton. The transcript has 4 exons. The coding region runs from base 200 to 652 and encodes 150 amino acids. Lineage: Eukaryota; Metazoa; Chordata; Actinopteri; Cichliformes; Cichlidae. The record is from RefSeq and is a predicted model, not a curated record.